Molecule: messenger RNA, 450 nt
Organism: Mesocestoides corti
Lineage: Eukaryota; Metazoa; Platyhelminthes; Cestoda; Cyclophyllidea; Mesocestoididae
Source: the annotation of a GenBank genome assembly
AUGAGAGUUAAGUAUUUUGGUAGAAAUGCUUUGCAGGAGAAAGCUAAUUAUAUUGCUCCUCUGGAUGUCUUACCCGAAUUAUUUGCCAUAAAGGGCAAGAUGGAGAAGCCAGUGGAAAAAAGGGCUGCAAUGCUUUGCUGUCCUGAGACCUCCGAGGAAUUAUCGAGAAUCUCACCAAACAGCGAGGAGCAAAGAGCGCUGGUCGGCACCUGGAGUGAUUCCUUACUGGAAGUAGUCGGUUCGGGUUCACCACUUGCAUCCAGAAUGCUGUCAAUGGAGAAUCCUAGCUUCGAGGAAAUUCUGCUUUCCCUGUUAUGCCUCAUCUUGUCUUCCACUGAAAUGUACGCGGUCUCUGCCCUGGCAUCACUCUACCACAUGGGCAAAAUCGCGAGCCUUCUUAUGGCCCCUGUCCCCCUCCCCGUCUGCGUGGGGAGGAGGAGCGUCCCGUGA